Messenger RNA from Oldenlandia corymbosa var. corymbosa, 2781 nucleotides. The record is from the annotation of a GenBank genome assembly. NCBI's taxonomy places the organism in Eukaryota, Viridiplantae, Streptophyta, Magnoliopsida, Gentianales, Rubiaceae.
AAGGAACACAAAAAUGAAAGAAAGAAUUGGGUAUCAGAGCGAUAAAGACGCAAUCUUUUGGCAGCUUAUGCUUCGGACACACAAAAAGCGCCUUUGGCCGGUGGUGGGUUUUUCUUCUGCCUCCUGCUGCUGCCGCCCUUUGCCCUCAGCCUUGAUUACAACGAUUAACAUAAACCCAGAAAACAUCAAUACGUCCAUUAAUCCAUCAUCACUAAUCUAAUCUCCAUUAACCUCUAAAAAUUCCCACUUCUUUCAACCAAAAGACGAAGUCUUUUUCCCUUGUUUUCUUCGCUUCUUUGGAGUGUACUACUGCUGCUACUCAGUUGUUGCCGUCAGUGUUACUGUUAGUUUUCUGGGUAGUUGACUUAUUGAACAACAGUUCAGGUUUUGAUUAAGAAUUGACGGAGAAAAAAAGAUGGGUUUUGUUUUUGGGCUAGUUAUGGGAGUGAUAGUUGGACUGGCUAUAAUCGUUGUCUUUGUUCGUUCUGAAAAUGCCAGAUCCAAACGCCGUUCUGAACUUGCGACGACUGUAGCGGCCUUUGCUAGAAUGUCAGUGGAGGAUUCAAGAAAGUUAUUGGCACCGGAGUUUUAUCCUUCCUGGGUCGUCUUCUCCCAGCAACAGAAGUUGACUUGGUUGAAUUCUCAUCUCGACAAGAUCUGGCCCUAUGUCAAUGAGGCUGCUUCGGAGCUGAUAAAGACUAAUGUUGAACCUGUUUUGGAGCAAUAUAGGCCAGCAUUGUUGGCUUCUUUGACGUUCUCAAAGUUCACACUUGGAACAGUCGCUCCACAAUUCACUGGAGUAUCCAUACUUGAAGAUGGAAGUGAAGGUAUAACCAUGGAGUUGGAAAUGCAGUGGGAUGGGAAUCCAAGCAUAAUACUUGAUAUCAAGACUUAUUUGGGAGUCGCAUUACCUGUCCAGGUGAAAAAUAUCGGGUUCACUGGCUUGUUUAGAUUGAUCUUUAGGCCAUUAGUGGACGAGUUUCCAUGCUUUGGAGCCGUUUGCUUUUCAUUAAGAAAGAAGAAAAAGCUGGAUUUCACAUUAAAAGUGAUUGGUGGGGACAUAUCAACAAUACCUGGCCUUUCUGAUGCAAUUGAUGGUAUGAUAAGGGAUGCUGUUGAAGAUUCAAUUACUUGGCCAGUUCGAAAGAUCAUUCCAAUUUUACCCGGGGAUUACAGUGAUCUUGAAUUGAAGGCUGUUGGAACUUUGGAGGUGAAGCUUGUGCAAGCAAAGGAAUUGACAAACAAGGACCUUAUUGGAAAAUCUGAUCCUUUUGCUGAGUUAUAUGUUCGCCCAAUACGUAGUAGAAUGAAAAAGAGCCGAACCAUUAACAAUCAGUUAAACCCUGUCUGGAAUGAACAUUUUGAGUUCAUAAUUGAGGAUGCGUCCACACAACACUUGGUGGUAAAAAUCUAUGAUGAAGAAGGAGUUCAGUCAGCCGAAUUAAUUGGAUGUGCUCAAAUAUAUCUGAAGGAUCUUGAGCCUGGAAAGGUGAAGGAUGUAUGGUUGAAACUAGUGAAAGAUUUGGAGAUCCAGAGAGACAACAAAAACAGGGGUCAAGUGCAUUUGGAGCUAUUGUACUGUCCAUAUGGGAUGAAGAAUGGAUUUACUAACCCCUUUGCCAAGACAGUCUCCAUGACUUCACUAGAGAAGGUUCUUAAAAGUGGUGGCGAAGGAGAAAUUACUGAAAAUGGAGGUGAAGCCAAGAGAAAAAAAGAUGUGAUCAUAAGAGGGGUGCUUUCUGUGACGGUUAUCUCUGCUGAUGAUCUAGCACCGGCUGAUCUGAUGGGCAAGGCUGAUCCUUAUGUGGUGCUCACCAUGAAGAAAACGGAAACAAAGAACAAAACCAGGGUAUGUCGUCCAUAUUUCGACUGGAUGUUAUUGACAUAUCCAUUAACACAUCCUCCUAUAUCCUUCCUCAUCCCUGCUUUAGGGGUUCUGUUUGUCUUAACUUGUUGCACGCUCUUCUCUGUUUUGGAACUUUUCCAGGCUCCUGUGAUAUAUUCUUUGUAUUACAGUAACUCCCACUUGUCUUUUCAUUGUCAAUGCAGGUUGUGAAUGACUGUUUAAAUCCAGUCUGGAACCAGACUUUUGAUUUUGUGGUGGAGGAUGGAUUGCAUGAUAUGCUGAUUGCUGAAGUUUGGGAUCACGAUACAUUUGGGAAGGAUUACAUGGGAAGAUGCAUCCUAACUCUAACAAGGGUUCUUCUUGAAAACGAAUACAAAGACAGCUUGGAACUAGACGGAGCCAAGUCUGGGAAAUUGAACUUGCAUCUCAAGUGGAGACCUCAGCCGAUCUACCGCGAUUCUUCGUAGGGCUACGGUAUUUGGGCUAGGUUUUCAUUGUUAACCACAUAUCCCUCGUUGCACAAUGCGAUUAUUUAGGGCAUACAAGUACUCUUUUUUUUUUUUCCUUGCCCAGUUAUACAUACAGUAAGCAAUGCUUCUACCAUCUAGCCAUCCCCUCCCCCUUACAGAGACCGUUUAACAGUUGGAUUUUGGGUGUACAUAAUAAGUAUUUUUAGGAGGAUGACGUUUAUGAUGAGAUUUUGUAAAGCUCCGGAUCAGCCCGCUUUGGACAUAUGUAGUGUGUACAUUGUACACCAUUAAACAGUGUGGAUCUAAAAAUUCUAGUCCCAUUUGCUCAGCGUUAAUAUGGGUCGAGCAUGAUGUUAUAGGUAGUUUAUCCUCGAAAUAUAUCAAUCUUCUGAAGACAAAGUUUGACACUCUAUUCUUUUUUCUUUUUUUUUUUUAAUUUUUAUAAAAAAAGUUUAUACUCUCCCU